AUGGCUACCAUUGAUCUGGAUGGACCGGCCCUUGCGCCGCCAGAGGGUGAGGUUUCGAAUUUGAACGAUCCUCCUAAUCAGAAUGGUCUGGCGUAUACUGUCCUGAUUAUCUGUGCAGUUAUUACUACGAUAUGCUUCCUUCUGAGAGCUUAUGGACGGGUUUAUUUGCUGAAGAAGUUUCAGACUGAAGAGAUUCUCACGACCUUGGCAUAUGGUAACUACUGGGGUGCAGCCUACGCAACUUUCAAGCUGGUGGAUACUCCUGGAUAUUUCGUGCAUCAAUGGAAUGUCCGCCUCAAGGAUGUAAUUCCCACGAACUAUACAAAUGAAACAACUAACAUAUACCAGUGGGUUCUCAUCUUUGGAGUCUGCUACUCCUUCGUUCUUCCAUUUCUCAAAAUCGCUAUCCUCGUCGAAUGGUGUCGACUCUUCGUGCCGAAAGGCACGCGAACAAAGAGCAUCUUCUGGUGGGGUUGCAUGGUCAUUGGCUUCGUCCAGGCUACAUCCAACACCGCCAUUGUCGUUGCUCUCAAUAUGCAGUGUAACCCUCAUGAAGCUAUCUGGGACUUUAGAAUUCCUGGUGCCAAGUGCUGGGACUUGCAUAAGCUUCAAGUCGCAUCUGCUACAAUCCACUUGUGCUGCGAUAUUGCCAUUUUUUUACUGCCCCAGCAGGUUAUCUGGAAGUUGAAGAUGUCUUGGAAGAAGAGGAUGGGUGUGUCUGUUAUCUUUGGACUUGGUCUACUAGCCUGUGUAUCCGCUGCCUUCAGAUUGGCCGUCACAGUCAAGUAUGGCAAAGCCGCCGACGCUCUUUACGCCCUCGCUCCUCUGGUCUUCUGGGCCACCGCCGAAAUGACAUGUGGCUUCUUCAUCGUCUGCGUCCCCUGUAUCCCCAAGAUUCUCAAAGAAACCGGUGUUAUCCGCAACAUCAAGCGCGCAUUCGGCAUGAGCACCGCCCCGACCAACCCCAACACUGGGGAUCGAUAUGGCAAAAGUGGGACAAAGGGUUCGCAGCUUUCCUCUACAGGUCCCAAGCCUUACUACAAGCUAGAUGAGGAUGGCGUACCAUUGGGAACACUGAAGGGAUCCGAGUCGACGGAGUAUUUGCGGGACAAUACCAACAAUGGGCAGGGUAUUACUCGGACGACACAGAUCAAGAUCACGCAAGACAAUCGCUCGACAAGCGAUUCGGAGGGCCAUGCUGCGUUUCCGGCGUCUCAAAAGCCCUGGGGCGUAUAA
Molecule: messenger RNA, 1236 nt
Organism: Fusarium redolens
Lineage: Eukaryota; Fungi; Ascomycota; Sordariomycetes; Hypocreales; Nectriaceae
Exons: 5
Coding region: 1-1236 (411 amino acids)
Source: RefSeq, a predicted model, not a curated record